This is a messenger RNA of Polistes canadensis, 3415 nucleotides long. It is a transcript of the gene Etl1, whose product is annotated as SWI/SNF-related matrix-associated actin-dependent regulator of chromatin subfamily A containing DEAD/H box 1 homolog. The coding region runs from base 359 to 2881 and encodes 840 amino acids. The transcript is spliced from 12 exons. Lineage: Eukaryota; Metazoa; Arthropoda; Insecta; Hymenoptera; Vespidae. The record is from RefSeq and is a predicted model, not a curated record. Gene Ontology annotation, cellular component: nucleus. Gene Ontology annotation, molecular function: chromatin binding; ATP-dependent chromatin remodeler activity; ATP binding.
CGUGGAAAUUAGCUAUACAUUUCUUUGAUAAUUUACAUUGAUAAUAACAUAUACAAACGCUGACAUGGCUAACAUACAUUUAAUGUAUUGUCUUGCCGAAUGCAAUACUGUAUUAGCAAGACGUUUAUAUACGGAACAUUUUCUUAAUAAGUGUUUAUUAGACAGGAUAACUUUCGAAAGAAUGCUUAAACCGUUUCGGUAUACAGAUUCAUUCGGAAAACGUUUGCGGAAUACUGGUAGAUGCAGAACCAAGAGAUCAAUGACUUUCAAAGAACGAGUUCUUCAUCGCAUUCGCCAAAAUAAUAAUGAAAACAUUUUUAAUGAAAACAAGAGUAGAAAAUGUUAGAAACGCCACUAUAUGGAGAAUUCUAAAAUGUCAUAUCUUUUUUUUAUAACAAAUUUAUCUUCUGAUGAUGACAGUAAUUUAGUAAGUCCUGAUAUUCAACCACAUAGAAAAUCAAUUAAUCGUAUUGAAGAUAGUGACAGUGAUAUUGGAAGUCCUAUUAAAGUAAAUGUUACAAAUUCAGAAUCAGAAAAAGAAUCCGAAGCUAAACAGAAGGAAGUAAAACUCAAAUAUUUAACUACAUUGUACCCACAAAAUGAUACUGUUUAUAUACAAGAAGUACUUAAUAAUGUCAAUUGGAACAUCGAAGAAGCUGAAAACAUUGUUAAAAAGAAAAGAAAACGAAGUUUGAAAGGGUCAAGUAAAAGCAGCUACAAAAAGCGAAGAAAAUUACACGAUGAAGAUGCUGAUGUAGAUUCAGAUGAAAUCAAAUAUAAGGAUAAAGUAUUUAAUAGCGAUGAUGAAGAUUCAGAUGCAGAAAUAUCGAAUGAUUUAACUCACGAUAAAAAAGCAGUUUUGGAAUUUAUGCGAACUGCACUACUGUCUGAAUUGCUUCUAAUACCACAGUGUUCACAAAAAAGAGCAGACGCAGUGAUAGAAGCAAGACCAUUUGAAAACUGGAGAGAUCUAGUUUUGAAAUUUCAAAAUAAUAAGUAUUUGGAUACAGAACUUUUAAAUUCAACUCAGGUGUUAUUGGCUACACGACAAGUAAUAGAAUCUCUUAUGAAAAAAUGCAUUCGUUUGUCUACAAACCUUGAAAAAGCAGUAGCUGCUGGUUCAUCUACUAUAAAACAACAGCCAAGAGGAUUGUCAUCAAAAUUAACAUUAGCGCCAUAUCAAAUGAUUGGUUUAAAUUGGCUCGCAGUUAUGCAUGCUCAGAAUGUAAAUGGUAUACUUGCAGAUGAAAUGGGAUUAGGAAAAACUGUUCAAGUAAUAGCUUUUCUUACAUAUUUAAGUGAAGCAGGACUUAAUAAUGAAAAAGAUGGGCCUCAUUUAAUAGUUGUUCCAAGUUCGACAAUGGAAAAUUGGAAUAAUGAAUUAGAAAGAUGGUCACCUAAUCUAAAAGUUGUCCAAUAUUAUGGUUCUCAAGAAGAACGUAAAGAAAUGAGAAUGUCGUGGCGAAAUGGUGAUCUUGAUGAUGUAGACAUUCUAUUAACUACUUAUAAUUUGAUCAGUAGUACUCCAGAAGAACGUAGAUUAUUUCGUGUUAUGCCAAUACAUUAUGUAGUUUUUGACGAAGCUCAUAUGCUUAAAAAUAUGAGUACAAUUAGAUAUGAAAAUCUGGUUAGAAUUAAUGCUAAACAUCGUAUUCUUUUAACUGGUACACCAUUACAAAACAAUUUACUGGAAUUGAUGUCUCUUUUGAUAUUUGUAAUGCCAUCUCUGUUUGCUGGAAAGCAAGCAGAUAUAAAAAGUUUAUUUUCUAAGAAUUCCAAAAUGUCAUCCGACAAAAAUAAUAAGCAGCCCCUGUUUGAACAACAACAAGUAAAAAAUGCGAAACAAAUUAUGCGCCCUUUUGUCCUUCGUCGACUUAAAGCAGAGGUACUUUGCGAUUUACCUGAAAAAACGGAUGAAGUGAUACGGUGCACUUUAACUAAAAAGCAAAUUCGUAUGUACAAAAAUUUAGUUGAAAAAUUCUCUGCCGAAGCUAAUGAAAGCACCGAAGUUAAUGGAGUUGGUAUGAUGAUGCAACUGAGAAAACUUGCAAAUCAUCCGCUUUUAGUUCGAGAUUAUUAUCAAGAAGCACAGCUUAAGAAUAUAGCUAAAAAAUUAGCUGCAGAACCUGGAUAUAAACAAAAAAAUUCAGAGUAUGUAUUUGAAGAUUUAUGCUGGAUGUCCGAUUAUCAAAUAAAUCAGUUAACGCGAAUAUAUAAAAGUUUGGGAGGGUUUGGAUUACCACAAGAAUUUAUUCCCGGAGCUGGAAAAUUAACGAAACUAGAUGAACUCCUAAAAGAUUUUAAAGAAAAUAAUCACAGAGUAUUGAUUUUCAGUCAAUUUACAAUGGUAUUAGAUAUCUUGGAAGAAUAUUUAACUAUUAGAGGACAUACCUAUUUAAGAAUGGACGGAAGCACACCUGUAACGGAAAGACAGUCUCUUAUUAAUGAAUAUACAGAAGACAAUAGUAUAUUUAUAUUCUUAUUAUCUACAAAAGCUGGUGGACUAGGCAUUAAUCUAACGGCUGCUGAUACUGUUAUAAUUCAUGAUAUAGAUUUCAAUCCAUAUAAUGAUAAACAGGCAGAAGAUCGUUGCCAUAGAGUAGGUCAAAAAAAACCCGUACGUAUAAUAAGACUUUUAGGAGAAGAUACUAUAGAAGAAGGCAUGUAUGAAAUAGCUCAAGAAAAACUUAAUCUUGAGCAGCAGCUUACUGGAAGUGAAGAAGGUGAGAAUACAGAUAAAAAAAGUGUUCUAAAAUUAUUAAAAAUGAUACUUGGACUAGAUCCGCAUAAUAGAUCAUUAUCACUGUCACCUUCGAAAAAUUCUAAUAAAAUACACAGUGAACUUGAAAAAAAUCAAGCAGAAACUGAUAUAGAAUUUUGAUUAAUACGUUUCUCUAUAUGGAACAGAAAAAUAAUUUAUAAAAGGCGACGUAUCGACGCACAUUAAAGAGAAGGCAUAUUUAUAUUAAUGCAUUUUGUAUCAAUUUCACUUAUAGAAUUUAUAGAUAUCAUUUAAUUUGUGUAAUACACAUUUGCAGGGUAGCUUUCCAGGAAUAUUUGCAAUCAUUUUUAUUUAUUUUCACAUAAAAACAAAGAAAUUUUGUAGCGGUGUGGUAAAUGGUAUGAAUAUAAAUUUGUGUUAAUAUUUAAAAAAUAAGAGAUCUAUCUAAAAGAAAAACGUAAACAUUUAAAAAUAUUUUUUAACCCUCAACAAGAAUGAUAUCUACAAUAGUAAGCAUUUAAUUUUAAAUAAAAUUCUUACCCAUUAUAUAAAUCUGUUAAAUGGCAGCUAUAUAGCAAUUAUAUUAGUUUACAAAUUUUUGUAUCAUCGUAUUUUUUAGUAUAUUUCAAUGAAAUGUAGGGGUGGUACGUAAUAGAAAGACUAAUAAUAAGUAAAUGCAUACGUAUAUCUAAA